Durio zibethinus is the source of this 2088-nucleotide messenger RNA. Its product is annotated as aspartyl protease family protein At5g10770-like. Lineage: Eukaryota; Viridiplantae; Streptophyta; Magnoliopsida; Malvales; Malvaceae. Gene Ontology annotation, biological process: proteolysis. The record is from RefSeq and is a predicted model, not a curated record. Gene Ontology annotation, molecular function: aspartic-type endopeptidase activity.
UUCCAUGACCGGAAAGCAAGAAAACAAAGAAAAAUUUUCAAUUUGCAUUGCAAAGAUUUCAUAUUGAUAACGUCCUGUAAAUUAUUUGAUAUCUCAUCCUAUAAAUACUUGCUCAAAUUAGAAUAAUGUUGUACACACAAGUGGAACUGUAAUCGUAAGUAAUAUGACCGGUUCCUCAGCGUUUAUGGCCAUUGGCCAAUUUUUUUUCUGCCAAAUCCUUUUUUUCUCUUUUCAUGCGAAUAAGCCAUUUGUUUAUGGUGCUACUCUGAUGGAGACAACCAAGUCACAUGCCCCUCCAUCCACCUGCUCAGGUCCUGAACGUGGUUUGCGGAUAGCCCAUCAAUAUGGACCCUGCUCACCAUUUAGCCAAACGAAAUCAUCCCCUACUUCCAGCCAGAUGCUUCUCCAAGACGAACUCAGGGUUCAGGGUUUCCGUUCCACUAUGUACGAUAGGCGUACAAGUGUUGGGAGAAGAGCGAGACAACACUUUUGGGGCCACUCCGUAGGUGCUGGCAAUUAUAUUGUCACAGUUGGUUUUGGCACGCCUACAAAAAAUUUUAAUUUGAUUUUAGACACGGGCAGUUACAUAACGUGGGUGAAAAACUCGCUGUAUGAUCCUUCUGCUUCCUCAACUUCCUUGAAUGCCCCGUGUUGGCCAUCGUGUCAUUAUAACCAGUCAUACGUUGACGAAUCCUUCUCCUUUGGACUUUUUGUGGUUGAUAAGAUUAUCAUACAGCCCUCUGAUGUGAUUCCUAACUUUGUUUUUCUUCGUGCCAGUAAAGAUAGUGAGGGCUUUGGUGAAGCAGCUGGAAUACUAGGCUUAGGACAGGGCAGCAACAGCAUCGAUGACCGAUAUGGUAAUUAUUCUCUUAUAUCCCAAACUGCAACUACUUUUGAGAAGGUUUUUUGUCAUUGUCUUCCCACGAAAGAAAACUCAACAGGAUAUCUGUAUUUUGGUAAGGAAGCUCUUGAAAAGUGCCAGAAUUCUGGUAGUUACACACCGCUUCUAAGUAACCCAAGUGACCCGAGCCCUUAUUAUGUAAAUCUUAUUGGCAUAACAAUAGGCCAAAAAAGAUUGAAAAUUUCUUCUGCUGUAUCAUCAACAUCAUCAUCAUCAUCUCCAAGCACCAUAAUAGAUACAGGAACUGUCAUUACUCGUCUACCUCGUUCAGUCUAUUCAGCGCUGCGCUCGGAAUUCGAAAAAUGGAUGUCGGAUUACCCUCGUGCUCGUCGUGAUAAAAUACUGGAUACGUGCUAUGACCUGCGGCAUUACGAUAAUGUCGCAAUGCCGAACAUGGUGCUACAUUUUGAAAAUUUAGAUGUAAAUUUGGACCAAACAGCAGUUACUUGGAAAGGAAAAGACAGGUCUCAAGUUUGCUUGGCGUUCGCUGGAAACCGUAAUGAGAAUGACCUCACAAUCAUCGGUAAUCAUCAACAGCAGAAGCUGAACAUAUUCUACAACGUCCAAGAUCGGAGGAUAAAAAUUGGGCCUGGUAAUUGCUAAUGAUACUCAACAUUUCAUACAGGAAUCUGAGCUUAUGAGAUGACAAUAGGAGCCAACUGCGUGCUCCUUCAUUUCUUUUGAUGUUGUUGUGUUUGGUAAAUGUAUAAAUGUAGUUCUAUCAUGUCAUGUACUUUUAAUGCCACUUAGGAUGCAAUUGCUUAGUUGGAAUCAAUCUUUAUAAAUCUUGAAUCAAUAAGAUUUCAAUCUUUGUCCUUUUAAUAAAUCUUGAAUCAAAAAAAAUUUCAUAGUCUAGGAGACGUGCUCUUUGUUGAGUCAAUCUUUGGCUUUUUUUUUGGAGCCAGAAUAAGUCUAUAGCAUUUACACUAGAAACUAUCUUUUACUCUGAAUCACUCUAACCCGGGCAACAAAAGUGGAAAAAAAGUUGACUUUUACGCAGCAUGAACUGGUAUUAUGAAUAUAUGAAUAUGAUUAAGAAUUAUGAACUCUAAAUGUACUCCAUGACCAACAAGAAGAUUGCUAGGAGAUGGCCGCUUGAGCUGGAGGAUGAUGGCAAGCAAUAAGAGAAAAAAUUGUUGUAUUUCCUGGCAGUUUGUGAAGGCAAAGAUCAUUUAUCUAGGCCAAGU